This is a messenger RNA of Triticum aestivum (bread wheat), 3419 nucleotides long. RefSeq names its product putative disease resistance protein RGA3. The transcript has 4 exons. The record is from RefSeq and is a predicted model, not a curated record. NCBI's taxonomy places the organism in Eukaryota, Viridiplantae, Streptophyta, Magnoliopsida, Poales, Poaceae. Gene Ontology annotation, molecular function: ADP binding. Bases 63 to 3065 code for a protein of 1000 amino acids.
CAUCCCCACUCCAUCAUUGACCACAAGAAAAGAGAGCUCGUUGUAGGAGCAAAGGAGCAGCCAUGUCCACCCAAGCCGUAGUCCAGAGGGCAUGCGCGAAGCUCAGAUCCGCCAUAGGAGAUGAAGCGGUGGCGCGGUUGAACUUUACCGCUGACCUGCGGGAUAUGUUGGAGGCGCUGGAUGACAUCCGGCCGAAGCUGGACAAAGCCGAGAUGCGGCCGUUGAGGGGUGUAGAUGAUUCGCCUUGGCUGCAGCUUGUCUGCUGCGCGGCCUACAAGACCAUAGAGACUGUCGACGAGCUGCAGGGCGCGAGAUCACAGGCUGCUGCAACGACGACAAGGAUGCUGCCCCGCCUUGCCAUGAAGAAUGCCAUGGCCAUCCAGCUGCAGGAGGCGAAACAACUAGUGAUGUGGGCACAGGAGCGUUCACGUGUGAGAUCAGAAUCUAUAGCAGAAAACACCUUGUUACAGGAAAUUAUUGAGGAACGAAAAACUGCACCAGUUUUCGAGGAAGCAAUGGUUCUGGGAAGAGCAUCAGAUAAAGACAGGAUAAUAGCCACCCUCCCAUGUACUGAGCCCAACAUCAUGCAAGAGCACAUCCGCAUUCUUCCCAUCUUUGGGUUUCCAGGCAGCGGCAAGACAACAUUGGCACAAAUGGUUGUUAAUGAUACCCACUCCCUCCAAGGCUACGACUUCCGUGUAUGGGUUCAUGUGUCUACCCAGCUCGACUUCCAUACAAUAGGCAAGUCCAUUAUUUGUCAAGUGUUAGGAAGGGGACAAGAAGAGAUCAACCAGUCUUCUUCAAAUGUGGAGGGGAUGGAGAUUAUAAUGAAGCGCCUUCACAAGCUUCUUAAUGGUCAGAAGGUGCUCCUUGUGUUGGAUGACUUGUGGGAGGAGGAUCCCAUUCAGUUACAGUUAUUGAAGUCCAUGUUAACUUUCUUGGGAGACAAGAUGGACGUGAUAGUAACCACAUGCAACCAAGCCAUCGCCAGGAAGAUCUGUACCGUUGAGCCUUACAGGCUAAAUCCGCUAAGUGAUGAAACAUGCUGGGAGAUAAUCAAGAAAUCAAUCCGUUUCGAAGUAGGAGAAGAGUUGGAGAAGAUUGGACGGAAGAUCGCAAGCAAAUGCUGGGGUGUGCCAUCAAUAGCUCGCGAAUAUGCAGGCACGCUAGAUUCUUCCCGAGAUGCUAUGAAAUGGGAAGAAACCAUGAGAAGGGGUAUCGUUUCUUAUGUCCUUUCAACUUUCACGCUAAGCUACAUGAGAAUGCCACCAGAUUUGAGGCUAUGCUUUGCUUAUUAUUGUCAAAUCUUCCCAAGCGGGGACAGUAUAGUCAAAGAUGACCUGGUUCAUCACUGGAUUGCUCUCCACCUCAUUGAGCCAUCAGAAAUAUUGUCUGCCGAACAGAUAGCUGAGGAGCAUAUUACCUGGCUUCAGAACAUGUCAUUCCUUCAAACUGCAGAGUUGGACCACGCCAGUGGAAAAGAGGGUAAGGGUGCAAUCUUGUUUACUAUGCACAAUCUGGUGCAUGACUUCGUGGCAACGUUGCUAAAUAGUCCAACACACUAUCGAAGGUUCAAUUAUAUUGGGAAUCCUACUAAUAAAAACCACGUUAGCGAUCUAAGGGCGAUUCGCUAUGUAGGUUGUACAAAACUGGAGUUUACGGGCAACUUAUUUUCACAUACUACGUGGCUACGUGUCCUGGAACUAACGGAGAGCUCCGUGCUGAAGCUACCGAACUCCAUCUUCUGGAAACUGAAGCACCUGGGGCAUCUUAAGAUAUCAGAAUUCUCUGGACUCGUAACUCUGCCUGAGUCAUUGGGGGAUCUUACAAAUCUGAUCCACGUCGACUUAUCAGGCUGCUCCGGGCUAUUGAACCUACCAAAGUCAUUUGGGAAGCUAAUCCGUUUAGUGCAUGCCAACUUGUCGGGCUGCUCUGGGCUUGCAACACUUCCUGAAUCUUUUGGUGAUCUCAUAAACUUGUCCCAUGUCAAUCUGUCACGGUGCCAUGGAUUGGCAGAGCUUCCGGAACCGCUCCAGAAGCUCGACAAACUGGUCCAUCUGGAUUUAUCAUUCUGGUCUUGCUUUCAAGGGAUCGGAAAAGGCCUUGGUGGCCUCACCACUCUGGAGCAUUUGAACUUGUCAAACCCUUGUUGUCAUCUUGCUCAACACCGGUCUCAUCUCCAGGAGCUAAAGGAUGGUUUAUGCAAGCUCACCAAACUCCGGUAUCUGUACUUGUCUAUGUGCCUGAAUCCUAUCUGUUACUACCACCAGUCACAAGAGGACAGUCUCAAAUACCUUGGAGAGUGUGUCGACGGUCUUUCCGGCCUAGAGCAUCUGGAUCUGUCUCAUAACACAUUUAUUUUUGCUCUGCCUGCAAGUCUAGGUGACCUCAACCAGCUGCACACACUGAACAUCUCAGGCUGCAUCAGACUUAAGAAGGUUGCUGAAAUGAAGUCUCUCAAGUUUAUAGAUCUGAGGAACUGCCGGGGCCUAGAGAGUUGCCACUUUGCGGUUCGCAUUGUCGAUGAUGACGAUGUGUAUAGCAGCAGCAACAUUGUUCAGCUGGAGGUGGUAAAUUGUCAAGAACUCCAGAUAAGCUGCCUAGAAAAGGUCAAGUCUAAAGAGGAAGCACAAAGAAUCAAAUUGGCGAAGAAACGAAAUAUUGAAAAGUUGAAGCUUUCUUGGACUUUGGACACUGUCGGGCGAGUGGAGGACAACGUUUUGUUGGGGGAAUUAGUGCCACCACCUAAUCUGCAGUGCCUUGAGGUUAAUGGCUACGCUGGCACAUGUCUCCCGGAGUACUUGGGUGAGCUCACCUCUCUCCAGCAACUCAAGAUCGUCCGCUGCAAGCAGCUCAACUCGUUGCCGGAUACAAUGCAGAAACUCACCAGCCUCAAGGAUCUGUGUAUUUUUGACUGUCCAGAAUUGGAGAAGUGGUGUCAGGUUGAGGAGAACAAGAAAAUGCUGGCGCACAUCCCCAACAAAAGUUAUGAGGAACCUGCUACUACUAGCAGGCAGGAGAUUGAGGAGGACGACAGAUCGGGCAACGAGGGGGAGGCGGCGUAGGAAGACGCCACGGCGGCAAGGAAUUGUGUUUGCGAUGAAGAACAAAUUUCAGUGCAAAAUGGAAUGCCAUUUGAUUACCAGCUACUCUUGCAAGUUGCAUCGUAUGUUGGCCUGCAGACUCUUUCAGGCAGCAAAACAUGAUGAUUUGAUUUCAAACAACUUACUUUCCGCAUUCCUGUAACAUUUAAUCUUCUAGUCUGAGACCUUGAGCGUACAUUAUAUGUUGGUGUAAAUUGUAAUGCUCCAACGAGUCCGUAAAUCUUGCUACAUCUGUCGCCCAAUGUAAGUUCAUACUACUAGGCAAGUGCUGUCAAAUUCGGUUUGGUAAGGUACGAAUGGUUCUCUCCAUGGCCA